This is a messenger RNA of Capra hircus (goat), 3951 nucleotides long. RefSeq names its product sorbin and SH3 domain containing 3 (gene SORBS3). The transcript has 21 exons. Lineage: Eukaryota; Metazoa; Chordata; Mammalia; Artiodactyla; Bovidae. Gene Ontology annotation, molecular function: protein binding. The record is from RefSeq and is a predicted model, not a curated record. Bases 1050 to 3173 code for a protein of 707 amino acids.
UGGCCGGAGGGGAUGGGAACCAAUGGGCGCGGGCUCUUGGGACCGGUGUCAAAGCAGUGGGAACAGCGGAAAAGCAGCAAGAUCAAAACAAAUACGGUGUAUGGGAACACCAAGACCCCGGUAACCCCAUCCCUGCCAAAGGGACCUCGCCCUCAUCCUCUUCAGGGGCGCGGCACGCCCAGGGGGCCGCUGCCGCGGUCCAAUUUCCUCCCGCGGGUGUUCUCCGCGGGGCCUGCACGUGUGUAAGCAUCCGCCCAUUGGCCAGUGCACGCGCGCGUGUGUGUGUUUCUGUGUGCACACGCCUGGGACGCGCACUCACGCAAUCCAACUCUGUCUCCAAGAGAGGAGGGAGACGGCCGGGCCUUAACUCGGCCCACUAGGCCACUCUGUCCGUGCGGCGACCUUAUCCCGGCCCCAGCCUGUCUGCAUCCGGGUCCCAUAUCAGUGGCUGGCUCGACCGGGUUUUUUAAUCACUCCUGCCCUCUGUCCUGGCUCCGCCGAGCAACGGCUCUCUUCCCACCCGCUGGAAAUGUCGCUGGAAACUCUGAGUGCCGCUCACUGGCCCCCACCCCGGCCCGACGCCAGCCCUGCGGUGGGGGCGGGGGAAGCAGCUGGGAAACCGGAGCGGUCUCCCUGGGGACCCUGGACCUCCUCUCCCGGCGCCGCCUCGCGGCCGACCCAGCCCCCGGCAAGGCCCACAGCGUCCCCGCGGCCCGCCCGCUCGCACCCCGACGGGGAGCGCUCUCGCGCCCCGGCCGGCCAGAGCCCCCGCCCUCCGCCCCAGUCCGGCCCAGGGGCCAGAUCACAGGGAGAGACACAUUCUGCCCGCGCGCCUGCCGGCCCCGCGCGCCUCUCACGGUCCUUGCUCCCAGCGUCGCCCUCGUCCCCACUUCUCCGGCCCCGCCGAUCCCCCUCUUCCUCCUCGGGCGCCCGGCCUCGCGGAGCCUGUCCUGAUCGGGUCACAAGGGCGGACGGCACAACCCGGACUUCUCCCUGCCCUCCCUCCCCGAGGGCCCGCCGCGGCCGCGCCAGGCAGGAGCCGCGCAGAGAUGCUCCUGUGUCCUCUCGGGCGUCCGCAGUCCCCUCCACCUGCUCUCCAGGGAAGAGGACACGCGGAGGAGAAGCUCUCCAGCCCUGACCCGAGCAUGCAGGCCCCACCCCACAGCCUCCCAGCUGGGCUCAGCCUGGAUGACUUCAUCCCAGGCCACCUCCUGGCCCACGUAGGGUCAUCCGCCCAGGGGACACGGGUGCCCGUGAUCCGGAAUGGUGGCUCCAACACCCUUAAUUUCCAGUUCCAUGACCCUGCGCCCAGGACUGUGUGCAAUGGGUACUUGCCACCGAGGAGAGAUGCUUCCAGACACCCAGACCCUGCUUGGUAUCAGACCUGGCCGGGCCCUGGGAGCCGGCCCCCUGGGAACCAGAAGACCCCUGCCUCCCAGCAUUCCCAGAAGUGGUCAGCCACAUGGACCAAGGACAGCAAACGGCGCGACAAGCGCUGGGUCAAGUAUGAGGGCAUCGGGCCUGUGGAUGAGAGCGGCAUGCCAAUUGCGCCCCGAUCUAGUGUUGACAGCCCCAGGGACUGGUAUCGAAGAAUGUUCAAGCAGAUCCACCGGAAAAUGCCGGACCUACAGCUGGACUGGACCUUCGAGGAGGCACCCAAAGUGGAUUCUUCCUGUGCCACAUCUGCAAACUCAAGGCAUCCAGGGCCCCAGCAAAGACCACCUGCCAGGCCAAACCAGAAGUCGCCUCUGAGCGGAAGAAGCUGGGACGUCUCUGAAGAGUCUCUUAGAAGCACCUUCAGUUGCAGUCCUGGAGCACCCUCCUCCCUGCACCAGACCUCAAAGCAGGUGCUCAGACGCCGAGAGAAAGCGGACAAUAUCUGGACGGAAGAAUCCUGGAACCAGUUUCUGCAAGAACUAGAGACUGGGCAGAAGCCCAAGAAACCACUGGUAGAUGACCCUGUUGAGAAGCCCUCCCAGCCCAUUGAGGUCCUGCUGGAGAGAGAGCUGGCCAAGCUGAGCGCCGAGCUGGACAAGGACCUGCGGGCAAUAGAGACUGGGCAGCCGUCCCCCAAGAGCUCUCAGGCGCCCCGACGGUCCCGGGAGCCGCGGCCCCCAGCGCGCCCGGCCUCCGCCUGGAGCUCCAGCUCCCCGAAUGCACUUUACCCGAGUUCCUCCCUGAGCCCCCACAGGAUGGCGGAUGGAGGAAGCCCCUUCCUGGGUCGGAGGGACUUUGUCUACCCUUCCUCAACUCGAGACCCUAGUGAUCCAGGGGGCAGCCCUGCCAGGAAGGAAGAGAAGAAGAGGAAGGCCGCCCGGCUCAAGUUUGACUUCCAGGCCCAGUCCCCUAAGGAGCUGACUCUGAAGAAGGGUGACAUUGUCUACAUCCACAAGGAGGUGGACAAGAACUGGCUGGAGGGAGAGCACCAUGGCCGCCUGGGCAUCUUCCCCGCUAAUUACGUGGAGGUGCUGCCAGCAGAUGAGGUUCCCAAGCCAAUCAAGCCUCCAACCUACCAGGUGCUGGAGUACGGAGAAGCUGUGGCCCAGUACAACUUCAAGGGGGAUCUGGAGGUGGAGCUUUCCUUCAGAAAAGGGGAGCGUGUCUGCCUGAUCCGCAAGGUGAAUGAGCACUGGUACGAGGGCCGCAUCUCAGGUACCGGGCGCCAGGGCAUCUUCCCUGCCAGCUAUGUGCAGGUGACCCGGGAGCCCCGGGUCCGGCUCUGUGAUGACGGCCCCCAGCUCCCUGCGUCUCCCCGCCUGCCCACCGCCCGCCUGGUCCAUCACCCCAGCUCUCCCUUAACACCGCGCAGCCCAGCUGACCCCACUGACUGGGGGGGCCAGACCUCCCCUCGCCGCACCGGCGUCUCCUUCCCUCCCCAGGAGUCCAGACCUCAGACCCAGAGUCUCAGCACCCCCGGAUCAGCUCUGUCCCAUCCUGGAGGCUCCAGCCAUCCCCAGGACCUGGGGACCUCGUCCUCCACCACCUCCGAGAUACACUGGACCCCGUACCGGGCGAUGUACCAGUACAGGCCCCAGAAUGAGGACGAGCUGGAACUGCGGGAGGGGGACCGGGUGGACGUUAUGCAGCAGUGUGACGACGGCUGGUUUGUGGGUGUCUCCAGGAGGACCCAGAAAUUUGGGACAUUUCCUGGAAAUUAUGUAGCCCCGGUGUGAGUGGUCUCCGUGGCAACUCAGAGCCCACCCAGGAUGGGGUGGGGAACAGAGCACUUAUGGGAGGGAGAGAGGACCCCCCUACACACACACCCCUCCCCCAGGACCUGAGCUGCUGGCAUCUGCAGACAAGCCCAGCAGUCUUUUCUACAGAACCUCCCUUGAAGCCCCCUGGACUGAUUCCCACCCACAACUCACAAGCAUUCCUCUAACAGCCCUUUUAUUUCCUCCCCUUCCCCACUCCCCAAAUAUAGAGGUCUGCUUUGAAGUGGAGACUGUUUCAGGCCUUAUUGAGACCAGACCCCUGAGUCCCCCACCCCGCUAUGGCGUUUCCUUUUAACAGGGACCGGCUCCCAGCUUUACCCCCAUGGGGUUCCUCUAACAAGAACCAGCUUCCUAACCUAAUAGAGACCAAAGGCCGCCUGUGCCUGGAGGGCUUUCUCCCUUGUCACUGCAGCUUGCUUGCCAUCCUCUCUGCCUCCCUGCCUCCAGCUGGGCCUGGGAGUGUGGUGGGCGAUGGACAUGACUCUUCCUUAGCAUUUGCUGCCUGGCAAGAGGUCUUGCCUGAAGGCUCCCUCUUCCGAAAGGCUGCCAAACCCUGCGCCUGGGCCAUGCUUAUCAUUCCGGCUGCCUUGGUGCCCAGGAAGAGCGGGGCUUCCAAGGACUGGCCUGUCCCAGAUGUAUUCCAGGGAAACGGGUAUGUGCUGUCCUCCUGCCAGCCCAGCAGCCCCCAAAUCCCCCCUGGAAGCAGAGAAUGUAAAAUAAAUCUGGGUACCAGGGA